AAACAAACUAAUUCAGAAAUUGAAAUUGAAUAAAAGAUGAAAAAAUGAAAAACAAAACCUGAGAUUUCAAGUGGACGGUGACGGAAGAUGGGUAGACGACCGGCGGUUGAUGGUGGCGGACGGAGAAGAUGAUCGGACAGCGACCGGCGGAUGAUGGUGGCGGAAGGCGUCGCGGAGGAGACGAAACUACACAACAACUCUUUGUGGUUUCUUGUUCAUGGAGAAAUUGAUCAUCGCCAUAAGCACCAUGCCAGCCGUAUAAAGAGCAAAACGCUAGCGCCUCUAUCGCCAGAAACUGUUAUUGCAGCCAGCCCGCGGGUGUACCACGUGGCCUCAUACGGCGGUGCGGACCCCACCGGCGUUAAUGACAGCACGGAUGCUAUUAGGAGAGCAAUCGGAGAAGCGCUUCAAGCUCGGAGGGGAGAGUUCUUGUACACCGGAAUUCAAAAUCUCGGCGGCGUCAGGGUGGAUCUUGACGGUGGGGUUUAUGCCGUCUCACAGCCUCUGCAGCUCCCGCCGGGGACCGGAAAUUUUGUGAUUCAUGGAGGAACACUAAAGGCGUCGGAUGAUUUCCCGACAGGCGAGAGCUAUCUGAUCGACUUAAGCGCUGGCAAUGGAAGCUUAGAGUACAAUUUCGAGUUCGUCACUUUCAGGGACCUAUUUCUGAAUUCCAACCUCCGGGGAGGGGGAAUUCGUGUGGUCAACUCCCUGAGGAUCUCCGUUGACAAUUGCUACAUUACAGGUUUCACCUCGGAGGGGAUUUCCGUCGCCGGCGGUCACGAAACCUACAUCAGGAAUUCAUUCCUCGGUCAACACAUCACCGCCGGCCACGACCCCGGUGAAUCGCACUUCGGUGGGACGGCGAUCAGUCUGAGCGGCAACGACAACGCCGUGACGGACGUCGUGAUUUUCUCGGCCGCAAUCGGAAUCCUGAUUUCCGGCCAAGCCAACAUAUUGACCGGUGUUCAUUGUUACAAUAAGGCCACCGGAUUCGGCGGCACGGGGGUUUACCUAAAAACCCCUGGGUUGACGCAGACGAGGAUUGUGAAUUCCUACUUCGAUUACACCGGUAUUGUGGCCGAGGACCCCGUCCAGCUUCAAAUCUCCAACUGCUUCUUUCUCGGAGAUGCAUUCAUUCUAUUCAAGUCAGUCAAUGGUGUCAUCAAUGGUGUCAACGUGGCCGACAACAUGUUCAGCGGAAGCUCACAAGGCGACAUUGUUCGAUUGGACGAGAGCAAGGGGUCAUUCAAGCACAUUGAUCAAGUAACCAUUGAUAGGAACAACGCCCGGGGAAUGAACAUCAAAUCCACAAUUGCUAGGGCUAAAUCGAAUAAUGUUACUUCAAGCACAUCGUGGAAAGUAGAUCUCAAUCACAUUCUUCUCUUCCCUAACAGGACCACGUACGUGGAAUACACGUUCGUUCCCUCCGGAGACUUCUUCCCUAAGCACGCAUUGAAAAGCGUUUCAAACAAUCUUGUUGUGGUUGAGUCGGAUGUGGAAGUUGUGGCGACCGUUUUCGUCAUGGCUCAGCAAGGAAACUCACAUUAAAGAUGAGAACAAUGCCAAGUUGUGCUUAGUAAAGGUAUGCUCAUGCUCUCAUUUUGUUUUCUUCUUUCUCAAGGAAAUCAUUCCAAUAUGAAAGCAUGUUGGUUUUAGGUCUUGGUUGAGUAUGAGAUACACAUGCCAAGUGUUGCUCAGUGAUAAAUGAUGUCAAUGUUG
This is a messenger RNA of Cuscuta campestris, 1719 nucleotides long. The record is from the annotation of a GenBank genome assembly. Lineage: Eukaryota; Viridiplantae; Streptophyta; Magnoliopsida; Solanales; Convolvulaceae.